AUGGCUGCACAAACCAAACCCCAAAUCCUCACCGACCUCAAUCAUCUCCGUUACUUCGCUCUCUUCUUCCUCCUCUCCUGCUACGUGGCUUCCGGCGCCGGAGGAACAUGGAAGCUUCUCUUACCAAACGUCGGAAUAUCAGCAAUGCAUUCACAGCUCCUCCGUAACGACNGUGUCAUAAUGUACGACCGAUCCAACUUUGGUCCCUCAAACAUCUCUCUACCUAACGGAACAUGCCUCAACAGUCCAAACGACAUCGUUUCGAAGCGCGACUGCACCGCUCACUCUGUUGAAUACGACGUCGUUUUAAACCGCAUCCGUCCCUUAACCGUCAAAUCCAACACAUGGUGCUCCUCUGGGGGACUCACACCAGACGGUACUCUACUCCAAACCGGAGGAGACAGAGAAGGUGAACGUAAAGCUAGACUCUUCUCUCCUUGCGACAACAAUACUUGUGAUUGGUCUGAAGUUGAUAACGGACUCGCUGCAAGAAGAUGGUACGCUACGAACCAUGUUCUUCCCGAUGGUCGUCAGAUUAUCAUAGGAGGUCGAGAUCAGUUCAACUACGAGUUUUACCCUAAAACAAACGGUCCAGAUCUCUUUACCUUACCAUUCUUGUCACAAACCAACGAUCCUAACGACGAAAACAAUCUCUACCCUAACGUUUUCCUAAACCGCGACGGAAACUUGUUCAUAUUCGCUAACAACAGAGCGAUUUUACUCGAUUAUACGAACAACGUAGUCGUGAAAACGUAUCCAGAGAUCCCUGGAGGCGAUCCGAGAAGCUAUCCGAGUACUGGCUCCUCUGUUUUACUUCCGAUCAAGAAUCUUGAAGACGAGACGAUGGUCGAGCUAGAGGUUAUGGUGUGCGGUGGUGCACCUAAAGGAUCGUUUAACCUCGCGUUAAGGAGAAACACUUUCUUGAAAGCGCUUGACACGUGUGCGAGGAUCAAGAUCAACGAUGCUAAUCCUCAAUGGAUCGUUGAGAAGAUGCCUAGAGCUAGAGUUAUGGGAGACAUGAUUCUUUUACCUGACGGACAUGUUCUGUUAAUUAACGGUGGUUCUUCAGGAACAGCUGCUUGGGAGCUUGGUCGUGAACCGGUUUUAAAUCCUGAUCUUUACCGUCCUGAUAAACCGGUCGGUUCAAGAUUCCUUGUUCAGAACGCAAACGCUAUUCCAAGAAUGUAUCAUUCAACCGCGAUACUACUCCGCGACGGGAGAGUUCUCGUCGGAGGAAGCAACCCGCACGAGUUUUACAAUUUCACCGGCGUGCUUUUCCCGACGGAGCUUAGCUUAGAGGCUUUUUCGCCGUCGUAUUUGGAAUCUCAGUUCUCGAGUCUUCGACCAAAGAUUGUGAAUCUUGCUUCACAGUCAACGAUCAAUUACGGUCAAAUCUUGAGGUUAAGGUUUGAUGUAACCGGAAGAGUGAAAAGUCCGGUUAAAGUGACAAUGGUGUUUCCUUCGUUUAAUACACAUUCUUUCUCGAUGCAUCAGAGACUUUUGGUUCUUGAUCAUGUUAUCUCAAUGAGGGUUGGUCUUUCGACUUAUGAGGUUAGGGUUAGGAUACCAAGAUCGGUUAAUCUUGCACCGCCCGGUUAUUACAUCGUUUUCGUGGUGAACCAAGAUAUACCAAGUGAAGGUGUUUGGGUCAGGUUACAGUGA
Arabis nemorensis is the source of this 1662-nucleotide messenger RNA. The record is from the annotation of a GenBank genome assembly. NCBI's taxonomy places the organism in Eukaryota, Viridiplantae, Streptophyta, Magnoliopsida, Brassicales, Brassicaceae.